ACUUCAGAGAAUUUUAAACUUAAUAACGGAAUAUUUGAAGAUGAACCAGCUAAUUUUAUUAGACUUUAAGUAUUUUCUAUUUACUCUGUUUAUYUUUAUAAACAUUGCUAAAAUUGGCUGUGUGCCACGGCCUCAGGAGCUGCAGAAACCACAUUUCCAGGUAGAACACAAGRCAGGAAUUCUCGAUAUUACAGCAACAAAAGACAAGGCGACAGUAGAUGUCAAAUCAGACACCAUUCGCCUGGUGGUGAAGCCAGGGGACAGAGAAAUGCCUGAAGCUGAUAUACCAGAUACCAAAGUAAUCAAUGUAGCAUCGAAUGCCUAUGCUCCCUCCUGGCAGAAAAAAGCUAAAAUAAUUAACUAAUUAAACACAGCAAUAUUUUUAUUUUUAUUUUCUACUUUAGUUAAAUCACAAAUUUUAAUUCAACUCCUGAGGUUUGGAAUUAAACUCGGUGUCCAAAGUAACAAGCAUAAAUAAUAGUAUACCAAUGCCUGUUGCCGUAAGACGUUGAAACCUAGAACUUUUUGAUCGUUUUAUGAUAGCUCAGUACGUUACAUGACAGUUGUAAAUGCCUCGGUCUUCACACAUCCUGCAGUACUGUGGACAAAAUACAAAGUUAGUACACGUA
This is a messenger RNA of Actinia tenebrosa (Australian red waratah sea anemone), 629 nucleotides long. RefSeq lists its product as uncharacterized. Lineage: Eukaryota; Metazoa; Cnidaria; Anthozoa; Actiniaria; Actiniidae. The record is from RefSeq and is a predicted model, not a curated record.